UUGACAGGAGCAGGGACUGAGCAACGCGUCCCGCAGUCCACAUAGCUUUCAUCAGAUUCUCAAAAGGGUCCACAGCCCCCAAAAGUGUACCCCCUUUCCUUCUGAGGAAAUGCUUGCAUCCAUAGAAGUCAACUCCUAAAGGCCGAGAUCUCUUUGCCCCCCCCCCACAAUAAAAUAUUUGAGGGGCUUGGGCUCCCCAAAAGUUGAUGGGACUUGCCAUUCAAAUGGUUGCAUGCACCACGUCAUGUGAUUGAUUGGCAGCAGGGCGGGGUUUACUUGGACACCCACCCCUGUAUUUUAUUCAAGUUGGCACCCCUGCUUCUGUUGCAAAUGAUUCUGGGGGCGCCCCCUCGCUGGCCGGGAGGGCUGUUCUGUGCAGUGCCCUGUCUCUUUUGAAGGUAACAAGACCUCCGAACUUCCCUGGAUGGGGAGCUGUUCUAAAGGGAAGCGGGCGAGGCGAGGAGGCGAGUUGGGGGGGGGCUCUCGCCAGGCCUAAGCGCUGCAGGUCGCUCUGCGCCGCCGCCCCCCACCCGCUGCUACAUCUCCGCAGCCGGGGGCGGGGACUCGCAUUCCUGGCCGCUGAUUGGUCGGCCGGGAUUCGGAGUCUGCUGCGGAGGCGGCGCGUCCAGGUGAGCCUGGCCGGAGAGGCCGAGCAGGGGCCGGGAAGAUGCUGCUGCUGCUGCAGCUGCGGAGAGCGGAGCGCCUGGGCGCGGAGGAGAUGCGCGGCGGCGGCUUCCCACGCCUCCUCUGCCAGCAACCCCCGGAGCGGUCCCAGCCGGCGGCGCCAUGAAGAAGCAGCGCUCCGAGUACUGGGGAGGGCCAGAGCCCCUGGCUUCCCCGCACCACCACCAGCAGAGGGGCGGGCGGGUCAUCGCCAAACUGGCGGAGUAUGUGGGCUCCUUUACCGUCGAGGACACAGAGCUCCAGCAAAAGGCUAUGGCCAUCCAGCAGCAGCUUCAACGCCUGAAGGACUGCCCCAGACGGCGAUCCGUCGUCCUCAAGUUUUGCCUGCAGGGCCUGAAGAUGUACAACGCAGAGGGGGAGGCUCUGCUUAUGGCGCAUGCCCUCAAGCGCAUCCUGUAUAGCACCUGGAUACCCACUGAGUGCCAGUUCGCCUUUGUGUCCCGCAACCCGCGCAGCCCUCGCAGCAGCCUCUUCUGCCACUUGUUUGUGGGCAGCCAGCCCAGUGAGGUCCAGAUUUUGCACUUCUUGCUCUGCCGCUCCUUCCAGCUCUACUAUCUCCUGAUGCAUCCUGAGGACCAAGAAUGGGUCCCCAGCGGUUCCACACAGCAGGAGCCUGGGAGGCUGCUGGGAGCCUCUCUGGAUAACCGAGUGGCCUGGGAGUCCCUCGAUCCGGAGGAUGUAUCUCAAAACGUCAAUGCGUUGGUGUCCUUCCGGAGGCUUCCCUGCCCUGCUGACUUUGGCCCCUCCAUUAGUGUGAGAGAGAGGCUGGAUUUGGAGGAAAGGAGCAGCCUGGGCACCUCUCGCCCGGGGAAUCCAUACUGCUCUCCAAUCCUGGUGCGGAAGAAGGCGAUCCGCAGCAAAACCCUCCGCUCCGGAGCUUAUCGGGGCUGCACCUUUGAGGCUCAGUUGCAGCAGAGCGCCCGAGAGAUGUUUCUCACCAGCUGCGACAGCAAAGGCAGCAGAGGGAGCCUGGCUUGCUUGCUGGAUAACGACAGCAGUCUGAUGGAGAACGUGUGGUCUUUUGCGGGCAUCGACAGGGAUGCUGGGAUGGCGCUGCUCAGGAAUGAUGUAAUUGGAGCCUUCCUCCUCUGGGCUGAGCCAGGGGCCACCGAUCAGUGGUGUCUUACAGUGAGGACAAGAUGUGGAAUCAUCCCUUACCAGAUUUACAGGAGCCAGCUUGGGAAGUAUUCUGUGGAGCAUUUGAAUGUGGAGUUCCCCAGUAUGGAAGCUCUGUUGGAUCACUACUCUGGAAUCCAAGGAGGCCUGUUCUGCUCUCUGGCUGCAGGCCGGAUCAACCACUGUUACGAGGAGCAAGACUGCGCAGCGGAGGAUCCCUGGAAGGAAGACAGAAGCCGCCGGCAGGCGUCUUGGCUACAUGGCACUAGUAAAUCUCUGGCUGUCCCACAGGAACUGGGAUGAGGAAUCUGGGCUUAGCUUUCCUGCCUUCCACAUGCUAUCUGUGCUAACUCUUUUUGUGGUGUUCAAGCUAUGUGGCACUUUUGCACUUGGGCUAGCUUUCUACUACUGAUAUGGUAGGGAUUAGGCUUCAUGGCAUUGAUCCAAUCCUUCCCUCUCGCCCCCUAGUAGAACGGCAAACUAGUCUUAACUUUUCUAGCCAAAGGGUCCCAUGGCGCUGAUGCCCCUGGUCAUUCAGAGAUAGAUUUUUCAUCAGCGGCUGAAAUCCUGCACAUGCCAUAUUUUAAAAAAGUAAAAUUCCUGACACCCGCAAAGUUGUUGAGCUUUUUUAAGCAAACCACUACCAAUUUGGGAACAAACCCAAAGUGUUUAGCUUUUUUGGGAAAACCAAUAGUUAUUUUAAGCUUUUUGAGCUUUUUCCAUUGUGUUGCCAUACUUCCGUGUUCUCCCAGACAUUUUGCCCAUUUGGCAGAAUUCCCCCCUGACAACAUUUUUACACCCGAAAACCAGGACAUGGCAGGAAUUUUCCUGACGUGUGGCAAGCCUACUUUCCAAGCACAAAAGCCCCAUUGGUCUUGGAGUUACUGCUGACUAGAAGUACCCUAGAGUUGCACUUUUUGUCUCAGUCCUGCAUCACAGAAUCGUAGAGUUCGAAGGGACCCCAAGGCUCAUCUAGUCCAACCCAAUGCAAUGCUGGAAUCUCAACUAUGAAUUCAUUUAAAGUAGCUAGGUGUUCCCUCACCACCUAUUUUCCUGUCUUGGGCUGCAGCUCAGACAAUAAAUCCUCCUUCAAUUAGAACAUUGGUUUACCAGAUUCUUGCCACUUAUCUUAAAAACAAACAAAUUAACUGAGCAGUUGAGAGGUCAGAGAUAACUCCAGGUUUAAUCUAAAUAAAAUUCUGCAAGUAGUUUUUAGCUCUUGCAGGUCAGUUAAGACAACACCCCCUUUCCCACUUAAUGCUGCUGAUUUAUGUUCCUUGGGUUGUGUCCAAUGUUGGUCCUACUCAAAGUUAAUGUACGUAAUUUUAAUGGGUCUACUCUCAGUAGAAUUUAGUUGGUUACAAUCCCUUGUUUUCCUUAUGGGGGUUUAUGUACCUGCUGCUGCCAGAAUAUUUUGAAAGAAAUAUUUUUUGGGAGGGAAAUAUUUGUGAGCAUGCCAAUAUAUGAAUACAUAACCUAUAUUUUAAAUAUGUUUAUAUAUAAAUGUUAUGAAAAAUAUAUUUGUAAUCCAAAAUGAUUAAAUUUUAUCUGCCGUUUUUGUGUGAGAAUGUGUUGGGAAAUGGCAAUAAAACGUGACUGGGAGGAGAAG
Molecule: messenger RNA, 3409 nt
Organism: Podarcis muralis (Common wall lizard)
Lineage: Eukaryota; Metazoa; Chordata; Lepidosauria; Squamata; Lacertidae
Gene: SH2D5
Product: SH2 domain containing 5
Cellular component (GO): postsynaptic density
Source: RefSeq, a predicted model, not a curated record